Megalops cyprinoides (Indo-Pacific tarpon) is the source of this 1966-nucleotide messenger RNA. RefSeq names its product WW domain containing adaptor with coiled-coil a (gene waca). Lineage: Eukaryota; Metazoa; Chordata; Actinopteri; Elopiformes; Megalopidae. Gene Ontology annotation, cellular component: nucleus. Bases 199 to 1836 code for a protein of 545 amino acids. Gene Ontology annotation, molecular function: chromatin binding; RNA polymerase II complex binding. Gene Ontology annotation, biological process: regulation of autophagy; positive regulation of TORC1 signaling. The record is from RefSeq and is a predicted model, not a curated record. The transcript has 13 exons.
UAGAGGCUCAGUUUAGUGUGUGCGACGAGUGGGAGAUGGACCGAGGGCGCUCUUCCGAUUAGCCGAGCCUCUGAGCUUCUCACUAUACCCCGAACUAUUGAAAUAAUAGAUGAGAUCGGGUCGCUCGAAACAAAAAAAAGCAAAACAAAUAAGUAGCCCAUCUUUCACCUCCACUCCACACACACUAACACGGCAUUGAUGGUAAUGUAUGCAAGGAAACAACCGAGACUCAGCGAUGGGUGCAACGACCGAAGGGAUCCUCAGCCCUAUCAGACUCUUAAAUAUCCAUCAAAGAGCGAUCACCGCCAUGAGAAAAUGCGGGACUCCUCAGAUCCCUCUCCUCCUUGCAAAAUACUUCGGCGAUCUGACAGUCCCGAAAACAAACACGGCGACGGCACAGGGCACACCAGGGCGAAAGCAAUCCACACGCAUCGGGGCCGAGAGAGAGAUGGAGGGACCAGCUAUUCUCCACAAGAAAAUUCACACAAUCACAGCACCCUCCAUAGCUCAAAUUCACAUUCUAAUCCAAGCAAAACGUCAGACGCACCUUAUGAACCUGCGGAUGAUUGGUCCGAACACAUUAGCUCUUCUGGGAAGAAAUACUAUUACAACUGCAGGACAGAGGUAUCGCAGUGGGAGAAGCCCAAGGAGCUGCUGGAGCGAGAACAGAGGCAGAAAGAGGCCACUAAACUGGCGGUUGUCAACAGUUUCCCCAAAGACAGGGAUUACAGGAGGGAGGCCAUGCAGGCGACGACCACCAGCGGAUUCACCAGUACGAAGUCUGCCCCGGCGGAUAAGCCUGCGGCGCUCUCCUGCACCUCCCAGCCCCCCUCCUCGGGCGCGGCCCUGAACCCCGCCGGCACGCCGGCCUCGUCCGCCGCCACGGUGCCCGUGUCCCCCGUCCUCCAGUCCCCGGCCCCGCCCCUGCUGCAGGACCCCAACCUGCUGCGGCAGCUGCUCCCGGCGCUGCAGGCCACCCUGCAGCUCAACAACGCCAGCGUGGACAUGUCCAAAAUCAACGAAGUUCUUACAGCUGCUGUCACACAAGCAUCAUUACAGUCUAUGCUUCAUAAGAUUCUCACGGCUGGACCAUCCGCUUUCAACAUCACUACUUUGCUUUCCCAAGCUGCUCAGCUGUCCACACAAGCCCAGCAGUCCAGCCAGUCCCCGAUGUCCUUAACGUCGGACGCCUCGUCGCCCAGGUCGUACGUGUCCCCGAGGAUAAGCACGCCGCAGUCGAACGCUGUCCCCCUCAAGCCUAUGCUGAGCACGCCCCCUGUAUCGUCGCAGCCAAAGGUUAGUACGCCGGUAGUGAAACCAGGACCAGUUCCACAGCCAGUACCUCAGCAGCCCGCCCCCGCUGACAAACACGGACAGGAAGCCGGCUCUCCGCGCAGGCUCCAGCGGCAAAGCAGUCAGAGGAGUCCUUCGCCAGGUCCAAAUCACGUCUCGGCCUCCGCCGGCGCCGCCGCCAGCAGCAGCAACAACGGCAGCAGCGCCACCUCCAGCACAGCGCAGGGGACGGCGGGCGCGGCCUCCCGGCCCACGUGCGGCCUCACGCCCACGCUGGCGGCGCACUUCAACGAGAGUCUCAUCAAGCACGUCCAGGGCUGGCCUGCCGAGCAUGCGGAGAAGCAGGCGUCACGGUUACGCGAAGAAGCCCAUAACAUGGGCAGCAUUUACAUGUCAGAAAACUGCACCGAGCUGAAAAACUUAAGGUCUUUAGUCCGAGUGUGUGAGAUCCAGGCGACGUUGCGGGAGCAGAGGAUACUAUUUUUGCGACAACAAAUUAAAGAACUUGAAAAGUUGAAGAAUCAAAAUUCCUUUAUGGUUUGAGAACUUGAGGAAAGUGAUAAUUGCACAUGGUUGGAAAAAAAAAAAACCGAGAACUUUAAAAGGUUCUUUGCCCAGUCUUAACACUUUGAGCUGCAGUUCAGUAGUCUUUGGACCGUUGGGCUGGGCAGGG